AUGGCGGUCCCCGGUAAUAACAGCGGUGCUGCUGCUGGAGGCUCGCAGAAGCGCAAGGAGAUCUACAAGUACGAGGCGCCAUGGGAAGUCUACUCCAUGAACUGGUCCGUCAGACGGGACAAAAAGUUCCGCCUUGCUCUUGGCUCCUUCAUUGAGGAGUACACCAACAAGGUGCAAAUUGUUACUCUAAAUGAAGAGACUUCAGAGUUUUCGGCGGAAACCACCUUUGAUCAUCCGUAUCCAACGACCAAGAUCAUGUGGAUUCCUGAUUCACGUUGCGCCCUUCCUGACCUUCUUGCAACGAGCGGCGAUUAUCUGCGCCUUUGGCGAGUUUCUGAUAAUGGCGUCAGCAUGGAAUCACUUCUAAAUAACAACAAAAACAGCGACUUUUGUGCCCCUCUGACAUCCUUUGACUGGAAUGAAGUUGACUCAAACAUUCUGGGCACCUCGAGCAUCGACACCACCUGCACCAUCUGGGGCAUUGAAACUGGCCAGGUCAUCGGCCGAACUGGCCUGUCUGGCCACGUUAAGACGCAGCUGAUUGCCCACGACAAGGAAGUGUACGACAUUGCCUUCAGUGAAGCAGGCGGCGGAAAAGACAUCUUUGCCUCGGUCGGCGCUGAUGGCUCGGUCCGCAUGUUCGACUUGCGUCACUUGGAGCACUCUACCAUCAUCUACGAGGACCCUAAGCGCCUACCUCUACUGCGACUUGCCUGGAGCAAGCAGAAUUCACACUACUUGGCUACCUUUGCAAAUGAUUCCAAUGAGGUCGUCGUUCUCGACAUUCGAAUGCCUUGCGCUCCAAGCGCUCAGCUGAAGAACCAUAAGUCCUGCGUCAACGGCAUCUCCUGGGCACCUCACUCGCAAAGUCACAUUUGCACAGGCGGUAAUAUUUGA
Rhagoletis zephyria (snowberry fruit fly) is the source of this 897-nucleotide messenger RNA. The record is from RefSeq and is a predicted model, not a curated record. Lineage: Eukaryota; Metazoa; Arthropoda; Insecta; Diptera; Tephritidae.